Molecule: messenger RNA, 1508 nt
Organism: Trichoplusia ni (cabbage looper)
Lineage: Eukaryota; Metazoa; Arthropoda; Insecta; Lepidoptera; Noctuidae
Gene: Rpt2
Product: 26S proteasome regulatory subunit 4
Exons: 9
Coding region: 105-1424 (439 amino acids)
Biological process (GO): proteasome-mediated ubiquitin-dependent protein catabolic process
Cellular component (GO): proteasome regulatory particle, base subcomplex
Molecular function (GO): ATP binding; ATP hydrolysis activity; proteasome-activating activity
Source: RefSeq, a predicted model, not a curated record
AUAUCAAAAAUUUAUUAUUUUAUCUAUGCCUUAAAUUCCGCUUUGUAAUCAUCAGAAGCAGUCAUUGAACAGUUGAAGAUUUUAUUGGAAAUAUAGAAUUUUAAAUGGGUCAGAAUCAAUCUGGAGGUGGAAGCGGCGGAGACAAGAAAGAUGACAAAGAUAAGAAGAAGAAAUACGAGCCUCCAAUCCCUACUCGGGUGGGCAAGAAGAAGCGUAAAGCAAAGGGACCUGAUGCCGCAUUAAAAUUACCUCAAGUGACACCACACACAAGGUGUCGGCUCAAACUGCUGAAACUAGAAAGAAUAAAGGAUUAUCUUCUCAUGGAAGAAGAAUUCAUUCGCAAUCAAGAAAGAUUGAAGCCACAGGAGGAGAAAAUUGAGGAAGAAAGGUCUAAGGUUGAUGACCUUAGAGGAACCCCCAUGUCUGUGGGCAACUUGGAGGAGAUUAUUGAUGACAACCAUGCUAUAGUAUCUACUUCAGUGGGCAGUGAACACUAUGUCAGCAUUCUGUCCUUUGUGGACAAGGAUCAACUGGAGCCUGGAUGCUCUGUUCUGUUGAAUCAUAAGGUUCAUGCUGUAGUAGGUGUUCUUGGUGAUGACACAGAUCCUAUGGUGUCUGUCAUGAAGCUUGAGAAGGCUCCUCAGGAGACCUAUGCUGAUAUUGGAGGACUUGACACUCAGAUACAGGAAAUUAAGGAAUCUGUGGAACUGCCACUAACUCACCCUGAGUAUUAUGAGGAGAUGGGUAUCAAGCCUCCUAAGGGUGUGAUCCUUUAUGGUCCUCCUGGCACUGGUAAGACCUUGCUUGCCAAAGCUGUGGCCAAUCAGACCUCUGCCACUUUCCUGCGAGUAGUGGGCUCUGAACUCAUCCAGAAGUACUUGGGAGAUGGACCCAAGCUUGUUCGUGAAUUGUUCAGAGUAGCAGAAGAACAUGCACCUUCAAUUGUUUUCAUUGAUGAAAUUGAUGCAGUAGGAACCAAACGUUAUGAUUCUAACUCUGGUGGUGAGAGGGAAAUUCAGAGAACUAUGUUGGAGUUACUUAAUCAACUUGAUGGGUUUGAUUCACGAGGUGAUGUUAAAGUUAUAAUGGCGACAAACCGUAUAGAAACAUUGGAUCCUGCUCUGAUUCGUCCUGGUCGUAUUGACAGAAAGAUUGAAUUUCCUCUGCCAGACGAGAAGACUAAGAGAAGGAUUUUCACCAUUCACACAUCCAGAAUGACCCUUGCUGAUGAUGUCAAUCUGUCUGAACUUAUUAUGUCGAAAGAUGAUCUCUCUGGUGCCGACAUUAAGGCUAUCUGCACAGAAGCUGGUCUUAUGGCGUUACGUGAGCGUCGUAUGAAAGUUACUAAUGAAGACUUCAAAAAGUCCAAGGAAAGUGUCUUAUACCGCAAGAAGGAAGGCACUCCUGAAGGGCUUUAUCUAUAAACUGUUUUCCAUAGAUGUUUACUUUUUAUUUUACAUCGUCUUCAAAUAUUUUACGCGUAAUAAAUGUGUCGUAUGAUUAAUAAA